This is a messenger RNA of Cervus elaphus (red deer), 3133 nucleotides long. RefSeq names its product translation initiation factor IF-2-like. The transcript has a single exon. NCBI's taxonomy places the organism in Eukaryota, Metazoa, Chordata, Mammalia, Artiodactyla, Cervidae. The coding region runs from base 1466 to 2191 and encodes 241 amino acids. The record is from RefSeq and is a predicted model, not a curated record.
GAUUUUCAAAAAAAUGCUUUUUGGACCUAUUUUUAUUUUCAUCUUGUGCAGUUUCUCAGGAAAGCUGCCUAGAAGUUAGCUCACACCUGUGUAGGAUGACUUCUUCUCCAAGUGUUGCCCUGAGCCUGUUCCAGGAUUGGGUGAACAAACCCAGUCCCUUGCUGCCCCAUCUGCCUUGAUGAUUUGAUUGGUAUUGUGUUUUUAAAACAAUCAGCAAAAUAAUUUGCACUGCAGAGUCCUUAGUAGGUCUUUUUAAUUGGACAGUUAUUCAUAUUAAUAAAAAUCAAAAGCAGCAUACAAUCAUUUAAUGUCCCAGCACUGGAGUAUAUCCAACUGUUUUCCUCUUUGGGGUUCCACUUUAGUCACUGUCUGUAUGCAUGCAUAAAUUUUUACAUAGUUGCAACCACUGCUUUUUUUUUUUUGUAGCUGUGGUUAUUGGCAUCUAGUUUUCCAAGUAACAUUGACACACAUCUGUUCAAAUCAAUUGAUGUUCCCAUCAUGACUGACUCAUUUGGCGGGGAAAACAAGUUUACAUGCCAAUUGGAACAAAGAAGCAUGGGUAUCAGGGAGCAGCAGGGAGAAAGAAAUGGUGGGAGAGGGUUAUUUUGACUUACAGAUCAUAAAACAUUUUCCAAUAACAUUUUUAAAGGAUGUAUAAUAUUACACGGAGUGAUUGAUUAUAUUUUAUCCCAUGUUGUGGGACAUUUGGGUGGUUUUCAAUACCUAGUGAGUUUAGAAUGCAUAUAAAUUACAGGAUUUGAGAGAUGACUGUAUUUUCUUGAAACAGAAGUCUUCUGUGUCCAGAUCCAGGCCAAGAGUGUUGAUGCAGUGUUCCUUUGUUGGAAAAAAAGUCAUUACUGCUAACUGGAAAUGCUGGAUGCCUUCAAAAAAUAUCCUUGUGAUUAAAAUAGUUUAAGUUAUGUUCAAUUCUAGCUUAUAAAUGUAACCUAUAUAUCUUGUCCCACAACUUACAGAAAUGUGGAAUUUUAAAUUUAGAGCCUGACUAAACUUUUCCUAGUUUAUGGGCCACAUCUGUCUAAUAAACUUAAUACAAGGCUGUGUGCACGCAGCUUCCUAACAAAUAACAUGUGCUGGGAAAAGAUGAGAGAACAAUGGAAAGGUGCCUCCUUGAAGGUGGUAACAUUGAAUCAAUUGAUCUGCUGACUAUAAGUGGAUUCCUUUCACACUCCCAUACAUUAUGAUGCACAUUUAGCAACGUAGAAAAACAAUUUGAAUGAAUACCUUAGAGAGUUAAAGAGAAUUUAUAGUCUGGAACGAACUGCCAUCUUCUUAAUUGACACGAAAAUGUUUGGCUAAAAUAUUGCUUUAUUCACAUUUUUGUCCUUGGAGGAAAAUCUAGGCACACUGCAACUUCGACCGUGUGAAUAAUGGUGUAAGAUGACUGCUUUAAGUCAGAAAAAGGGCACUACGCAGUCCGAAGGCUGUGUGGACGCCCUCUAGCUCGAUGCCUCUUGGGGGCCUGGGGCCAAGGGCCACAGCGCAUCUGGAAGGCAAUGCCCCCAAUCCGGAUCGUGGCUCCCACCCUCCGCCACUUGCAGUCCCCAACCGGCCGGGUCUCUCACCUGGGUCUCGCUGGAGGAGCCGGAGGGCGCGGGCAUGGUCCUCCCGUGGGAUGGGCGCUGGCUGCUGCCAGGCCUCCUUCUGGCUCGAGGGGACCCGUCCUGAGCAGGGAGAGAGGGAGAAGAUGAGAGGCGCGGGGGCAGUCUCGAGGUGCCUUUCCCACCCUAAGCGCAAAGCCAGGCGGGUGCGGGAACCUGUUCGCCGUUCAGGCCUCGGGAUUGCGGGCCUGCGGGGCCCUGGGCCGGCCGCGAGCCAACUCUUAGGAUUCGUGGUCCGGGAUCGAGGCCGGAGCGGGGCAGCGGCGGCCGCGGGGAGCCGGGCUGGCCCUAAGCAGCCGGCUGGCAGCGCCCCCGGAGCCCGAGGGUCCGCGGCGGCCGGAAGGGCCCCGACCCGCCCGCGCCGGCCUCAGCGCAAGGGAGUCUGGGAGAGCGCGCGUGGGGGCGGCGGGAGCCUGAGCCCCAGCUGGGUCUGCCUGGAACCCCGGGCUCCCCAAACCCGACUUCCUCCUGCUCCUCCUCCAGGGGUCCCACUCCCGGCCCCCGGGAAGACAGUUCCAGGCAGCCCGUACAGACCAGAGGGGUUUUCACGUCUUUGGUUUCUUUUAGGAUGACAGAAAGCGUGGCAAAGAUUCCACACCUCUCUCUGUCUUUGCCAAGAGUCCUUGACCUGCCCAUGCGCUGGAUCAAACCAAAAACCUAAAGUGAUUUUCACAGGCAAAGUGUGACCUCAGCCAGAGAAUGAGUCCUCUCUUUUCUAGGCCGGCUCUCAAGCUCCUAGCCUAGACUGGGGGGUGGGGGGCGCAGAGUGAGGGGUGGAGAAGGCUUUCGAGGUCCACUGGCAACAGUGCCCGGAGUUCGGCAGGCACGGAGGGCCCCAGAGUCGACAGCUCAGGGGCUGCCAUUUUCUCAGGAGCUGUCCAGCCAGUGCCCUGCCGGCGGGCCAAUCCCUUGUGGGCGGGCCCCCGGGCGACCGCGGUGGCCUUGGGGCAGCGCCUCCAGAGUGGAAUUCUGGUACCCGAUUUUGGGAGAUAGGGCAAGAAGCAGCUUGAAACGCUGAGCCUCAUUCCACAGCCACCCCCUCGGGUAACCUCGCUCCCUGCAGGCCUCAGAUCACUCAGGUCAGCGCCUGUCCACGCGGCAGCCUGGGAUUCACCGGCGGGCCAGGCACUGCGCCUCGCCAGAUCUCGACAGAAGCUCCCCCCAACAGAGACAGGGAGAAGAGUGGGGAAGGUGUCGAGAAGGGGCCAGAAACAUUCUCUUUCCUGGACUCCAGUGUCCCUUCCACAUGCAGGACGUGAGUCAUUUACCAGGAGCCGCACUGCGGCCUGGCGACUGCUUGCAAUGGGUCACCUUAAGGCUUCCCCUUAUUUCUUUUCCAACUACUCCCCUCCUCGCCGCCCCACACCAUUUAAUUGCUGAGACUUGAAGGUAGUCUUUCUUCGUUUUUUGUCCUGUGAGUGGUAGUCUAGGUGAUCAGGAGGGUUCUCCGCCCCCCCCCCCCUCGUUUAAAUUUUACCCGGACAGGGAAAGGAGUGCUAAAAGGCAGUUUCUUU